Trichomonas vaginalis G3 is the source of this 324-nucleotide messenger RNA. RefSeq lists its product as uncharacterized. Lineage: Eukaryota; Parabasalia; Trichomonadida; Trichomonadidae. The record is from RefSeq and is a predicted model, not a curated record. The transcript has a single exon. Bases 1 to 324 code for a protein of 107 amino acids.
AUGUUAAAUCAGAAAGUUGAACCUCCUUUAGCAAAUAUCUACAGUCGAUAUGCAAGAGAUGAACCAUAUUUAUUUAAAGAUGUUUUCGACCAAGAUGCUAUUAUUGUUCAUGCUUCAUUUUCUGGCGCCCAAAACUCUUUCUUAUGCUUGGCAAAUGACUUUUACGAAAAACCUACAAAGUUAUACGAACCACCAAGUGGAAGUAUUUCAGACUUUCAAGUAUGGUUUACAACAGAUGGAAGAAAAAGAAUAAUUCCAUUAUACCAUGCGUUUUACUUAGAACUUAGUUUCAUAUACAACUACUAUCGAACGGUAAAAAUAUAA